CGUGUGUUGUGAGUGAGUGCGCGGGAAAGGAAGAUCAACACCUGAGCUCCUGCGGGCUGUCACUGUGUAAUACCUGAUUUCGUCUCAAAUUUGCACUUCAAAGCAACUGAGGUUUUUAAAAAUGACCAUGGAGAUUUCUCCAACGCGUUACGCGCAUUCGGACGGCCACACGGACGUCUGCUACAGCUCGGACGGCAAAUACAUUUUGACUUGUGGAACCGAUUCGGACGUACGAAAGUGGUGCAACAUCGAGGACGAUGAUCCGCAGGCGCUGGGAACGAAAAAUUUGAAUGCCAUCGCUCUCGUUUCAAUGAAAGACAAGAUCUAUGUGUCUGGUGAUGAUAAUAAGGUUGCGAUUUACUCACUCAGCGAAUUGGCGCAUGAGGGAAUACUCAGGAGGGCAUCGGCGCCAAUCACCUGUCUUUCAUUAUCCACCAAUGGCAAUUUGGUUGCUUCUGGAGGAUGUGAUUUUGCGAUUAAUGUGACCGAAACGGAAUCUCACAAGGACUCGGUGUUUAAUGGACAUACUGCUCCAAUCUUGUCUGUGGUAAUUGAUCCCAAGGGGGAAUUCCUGGCGUCCUCCAGCUGUGAUGGUUCAGUCAGGGUGUGGGAGAUCUCCAGCUGCCAGCAAGUCCAGUCUUGGACAAACUGCUUUGCCAGCUCAAACGACUUCCAUGCCUCGAGCACGCUGGCUAGAAUGUCCUGGCAGCCCAGAGAUGGCAAGGUGCUGGCCGUCCCAAGCGGCGAGACGAUCAAGCUGUACCAGAGGGGCAACUGGAGCGAAAUUAUGACGCUCCGCAACCCCGCCAUCACCAAGCCAUUCAGCAUUGCCAGUUUUUCACCCUGUGGUCGUCUCCUGGUCGCAACCUCAGGGGAUGGAACGUGGUCUCUCUUUGAUGUCGCUUCCAACUUUAAACUGAUCUCAACCGAGAAGAACCCGAGAGGAGCGGUUGUCACUGGGCUGGCAUGGAAGCCGAAAGAAAGAUCUUUAGCUUUCUGCAACUUUGAGGGAGACCUUGGCAUCCUGACUGUCACCCUGGCAGACGAGGAUCCGAAACCUGUGGUUGAAAUUGAUGAGCAGGUUGUGGCAGAAAAUGGAAUCGAGGACGGAAUUACAUCUGAUUUUGACAUGGAUGACUUUGAUGAUAAGCUGAUUGAGGAAAGAGUUGCAUCAAGAAUGAGUGCGGUGUCAGGGUCCGUCGCCACAGGCCAAAUAGUGCCGAAAGUUGAGGCCUCCUUUUCUAUGCAGGAAGCAUUUCAACCUAGCGCCUGUCCCGUCCACUUGCAACGCAGAUUCAUGGUGUACAACAACGUGGGAAUAGUCAUUUCGGUGGUGGACGACGUGGACACUUCGACCAUCGACGUGGAGUUUCACAACAUCAGCGUGCACCACAACUUCUCGCUUCCAAACAUCUUUGAACACACAAUUUGCACGCUGACAGAGGAAGUGCUGGUGCUGUCAGGCCCUCGGCAGGAUUCGACCGACAGCAGCAAGGUGGUGGUGCAGCUGCUGCAGGGCGCUGACGUCUCCAGGGAGUGGAUGGUGGACCUGCUGCCAGGCGAGGAGGCCGUCUGCGUGGCUGCUGGCCUCGGCUUCGUGGCCGUCGGCACCAAUGAAGGUGCGGUCCGGCUUUUCUCCACCGGCGGGAUGCAGAGAGAUGUGCUGUCUAUUGGCGGGAAAAUCGUCAGCAUGAGUGCCCAUGGCAAGCAGCUUAUGGUCGUCUACCACGCUGGAUUAGGAACCGAUACUAUUCAAAAUUAUGGGUACGUGGUGUACAGCAUCCGCGACAACACGAUCCGGUUUGCAAAGAGGCCGCAGCAUCUGACCGUUCCUCCUGGCUGCACACUUCGCUGGAUCGGCUUCACUGACGAAGGAAAUCCAAGCUUCCUCGACUCUGACGGCAAAAUCCACGCCAUCUCUUACAACAACGUGGCUUACGUUCUCACCGAUACUGAAAGACAUGGGGAGAAGAGCUCCAGCAGUCAUUAUUUCCUGAUUGGCGUCAAUGAGACCGAAAUGAAAUUCAGAGCCAUCCUGUGCAAAGGUGCUUACUACCCUCCCAUCGCUCCAAGGCCGAUCAUGGGCGAAAUUCUUAUCCAGGCUCCAAUUUGUGAAGGUGAGUCGGCCAAGGGCAAGCUGGAGGAAGAGUACGUGCGAACCAAGAGGGCGGCGUACUCGUCCAAGCACAUCUGUCCCAGCACUGGAAUGCCCAAGGACGAUGACUACUCCAUUAUCAGCACCGUCAAGUCCUUCAACACGACUCUUCUCAGGCUAUUUGCUAUGGCUUGCGUGGCAGACAUGGACACGAAGGCCUAUGAUAUUUACAAGUUGAUGACUGCCCCUGAGUGGAGAGUAAAAGCGAGGCAGUACGCGCACAGCAAGAACAAAAACCGGCUUUUAGAGAGACUGGAAGACUUUGUUGAACAGCCUGAUUCUGAAGAAGAGACAGAUAUUAUUGAGGAGAGUCAAGAGAUUGAGCCGAGAUUCAAAAUUGUGAGCCAGCACAACAGCACAGAAUCCUUCAGCAAAUCCACAGAACCAAUUGAACCAAUGAGAGUGAGCAAGUUGAAGAAGCCCUUUUCCAGCCACAGAAGUUUCGAGAUGUUCAGCAGCCCUGUCCAAGGUGGAGGCAAUCCUUUUAAAAAGAACGCACCAAAGCCUCCUCUCAGUGAAACUUUGCUUAGCAAAUACAGCAAUUCGGAAGAACUGGACGUCACUCGGUCAGAUUCGCCCGAUAGCAUGGACGUGUCAAAUAUGAGCUCAAAACACAUGUCAGACUUUUCGGAAGCGUCUCAAGAAACAAAUGCAGCACCCUCAGCUGUGAUUCCCAAACAAACUGAAGCCGAGAGUGCGAAAGAAAAUGCAAGCGGCUUGAACGACUUCAAAAAGUGGUUUGAGAAUAACAAGACGAAACUCCAGGCAGAGCACCCUGGUCUCAAGUUGGCUGAAUUGAAAAAAGAGGCCAUCAAAGUUUUCAAAUCUGAAAGUAAGGCUGGUGGAAAGAAGCGAGGGCCUGCUGACAAGGCAGAUGCACCUGCACCCAAAAAGAUGGCCAUGAAAAAGCUUGAUGCGUUUUUAUUCAAGAAACAGGUCAAAGAGCCAGAACCGGCAGCAGAAGAAAACACUCAGUUUGAAGCGGAACCAGUUCAAACUGAUUCCCUAGACAAUACCUUAGUGUCAGACACCCCUGAGAUCUAGUACUGGUUUACGCACAUUAAAUUUUAAUUACAAUACAAAGUAUUUUUUAAUAAACUAUUUUCCUACAAUUUA
Cloeon dipterum is the source of this 3271-nucleotide messenger RNA. RefSeq names its product Chromosome transmission fidelity 4 (gene Ctf4). The transcript is spliced from 17 exons. Bases 122 to 3199 code for a protein of 1025 amino acids. Gene Ontology annotation, cellular component: nuclear replication fork. Gene Ontology annotation, molecular function: protein binding; chromatin binding. Gene Ontology annotation, biological process: mitotic cell cycle; DNA-templated DNA replication; DNA repair. NCBI's taxonomy places the organism in Eukaryota, Metazoa, Arthropoda, Insecta, Ephemeroptera, Baetidae. The record is from RefSeq and is a predicted model, not a curated record.